AUGCUGCUGGAGAAGAAUGCUCGAUUGGAAGUUACUUUAGGGAAUCUCAAGAAAGAACUGGAGGAGCUUUCAAAGAGAUGUGUCAAACUGGAUGGGCGACUGCAAGAAGAGGCUGAAGAGCAGAGCCUAAUGCAGCAGGAAAUCAAGGACAAAGACCAAGAGAUGGACGUGAUGAGAGAUCUGAUUGACAAGUCCAAGUACUGGGAGAUCAAGCUAAACCUGCAAGCACAAGAAAUGGAGCAGACAGCCAGUCAAGACGAGAAGAGGAGUUUCCUGCUGGAUGAACGGACUCAGCGGCUGUCGUCUGCGUGGCCCAGACUGAAGAUGAGGCUCAGACUAGACGGGGAGCUUUCCAUAUCGGUUCAUCCAUCUCCCUGUCUCAAUAAGCCAUCAGUGGUUUUGGUUUGGAUCCAAAUCAAUCGUGUUCUGACGGUGACCCAAAUCAUCCGUCUCUCGCUGCCGUCUGCUUCCAUCCCAGUGCCUUUCUAA
Knipowitschia caucasica is the source of this 489-nucleotide messenger RNA. The record is from the annotation of a GenBank genome assembly. NCBI's taxonomy places the organism in Eukaryota, Metazoa, Chordata, Actinopteri, Gobiiformes, Gobiidae.